Messenger RNA from Eimeria tenella, 1534 nucleotides. RefSeq lists its product as uncharacterized. Lineage: Eukaryota; Apicomplexa; Conoidasida; Eucoccidiorida; Eimeriidae. The annotation marks the transcript as partial. The transcript has 4 exons. The record is from RefSeq and is a predicted model, not a curated record.
AUGCGACUGAGGAAAAGGUCCUCUCGCAGCAUUCCUGUAGAUUCAAACAGGCCCAGCAGCAGCAGCAGCAGCAGCAACAACAGCAAAAGCAACGGCAGAAACUGCAGAAGCAGCAUAGGGAGGCAGGCCGUGUCUUCUCCUGCUGCAGCAGAAGGCGCAGCAGCAAGGCAGCCGUAUGAGUCCCUAGUGGAGAUGCAGCAGCGGCUGAAUAGCGCCACGCUGCAGCAGCUGCUGCAGCAGCAGCUGCAGUGGCAGCGGCAGCAGCGGCAGCAGAAAUGGAGAGAGAAGCAAAACUCGAGAGACACACAGAAGGCUCAAGAGACACAGCAGCUGCAGGCUCUGAAGCACCGAUUUGCUGCUGCUGCUGCUGCUGCUGCUGCUGUGCCACACCAGUCGCCAACGACAGAUGCAGCAGCAGCAGCAGCAGCAGCUACCGCAGCAGCGAGAAUUCGAGCUAGCAAGAAAGGUGGCCGCAGCAUCACGGAAACGCAGCAGCAGCAGCAGCAGCAGCAGCAAGCACACAUCGCCUAUAAUCGCUGGGGGAUGCGGACUUCUCCGCCACGAUGGGGCAGCAGCACAAGCAGCAGCAGCAGAGAGAGCAGCAACAGCAGCAGCCUGGGUCGGAAGCACGCCAGCAGCAUAGACAUGGAUGGCUUUAAAGGCAGCAGCAGCAGCAGCAGCAGCAACAGCAGCAGCCUGCUGCAGCACUGGACCUUUCGCGAAAUGCGCUGCCAGAGCAGCAGCAGCAGCAGCAGCAGCAGCAGCAAGCCCAAGGCUUCAACAAGAGACUGUGGGGUCCAGGUGUCUCUACACCUUGAGAGCAGCACAGACAUCGCCAGCCCACCAAACGCAAGUUUGAGGGACAUCAGAUUAAGUGCUGCUUCUGUCUCUCCUGCUGCUGCUCCUGCAGCAGCUGCUGAGGCCAGCCCUGGCUGCAGCCUCCACUCCGAGGAUUUCCAGUUGCCUCCGUCUGCAGCAGCAGCAGGAGCAGCAGCAGGAGCAGCAGUAGAAUCUGCAGCAGAAUUUGCAGCAGAAACUGCAGCAGAAACUGCAGCAGAAACCGCGGCAGAAGCUGCAGCAGAAGCUGCAGCAGAAGCUGCGGAAGAAGCUGCAGCAGAAGCUUCAGCAGAAGCAUCAGCACAAACUGCAGCAGAAGCUUCAGCAGAAGCUGCAGCAGACGCUUCGGCAGAAGCUGCAGCAGAUUCUGCAGCAGAAGCUGCAGCAGAUUCAGCAGUAGCUGCAGCAGAAACUGCAGCAGGAGCUGCAGCAGCAGCUGCGGCAGAAGCUGCGGCAGAAGCUGCAGCAGCAGCUGCAGCAGCAGCUGCAACAGAAGUUGCAGCAGAAGCUGCAACAGAAGUUGCAGCAGCAGCUGCGGCAAAAGCUCUAGCAGAGGCUGCAGCAGAAACUGCAGCAGAUGCUGCAGCAGAAACUGCAGCAGAUGCUGCAGCAGAAACUGCAGCAGAAGCUGCAGCAGCAGAAGCGGAAGGACCACUGCUGCUGCUGUCAGGUCUACAACAUGAAGAAACAGGAGAAA